Messenger RNA from Oncorhynchus masou masou (cherry salmon), 1866 nucleotides. RefSeq names its product leiomodin-2-like. Gene Ontology annotation, biological process: actin filament organization; muscle contraction; pointed-end actin filament capping. The transcript is spliced from 3 exons. The record is from RefSeq and is a predicted model, not a curated record. The coding region runs from base 151 to 1866 and encodes 571 amino acids. Gene Ontology annotation, cellular component: striated muscle thin filament; cytoskeleton; myofibril. Lineage: Eukaryota; Metazoa; Chordata; Actinopteri; Salmoniformes; Salmonidae. Gene Ontology annotation, molecular function: actin binding; tropomyosin binding.
UUCGACCAUCAGUCUUCCUCUCAGACUCCCUACAUCCACAGCAUCCCUGGCCACAUGCCUUUACCAUUACCCAGUAGCUUUAAGAGAGUGUGCGGAGAUUCAGUUGAAAAAGAUCCUCACUAAGAUCCAAGCGUUUCUGACAAGUCCAUCAUGAGUACCUUUGGGUACCGAAAGGAGCUGAAGAAGUAUGAAUCAGUGGAUGAAGAUGAGGUGUUGGCUGGCUUGUCAUUUGAGGAGCUUCAGGAGCUGGAGAGGGAGCUGGCGGAUAUAGACCCGGAUGACAACGUACCUAUCGGGCUGAGGCAGAAAGACCAGACCGCCAAGACCCCCACAGGCACCUUCUCCAGAGAGGCACUGCUGAAAUACUGGGAGGACGAGACACGCAAACUGCUAGAGGAUGACAGAUCUGAAUCAUCCCCUGAACAUGAUAGAAUGGAGGAAGGACAGACUGAUAAGAGCGAAGAGGAAUGUGUGACAGAGAGUGACAGUAGCAGCACAGAGUCUGAGGACAGUGAUGAGGAAGAGGAACGCCAAAAUAGAAGGGAAGGGAGCGAAGACGAGGCAGGUGAGGAUGAGAAUGAUUCAAUUCAGUCUGAAAAUGAAGAGGAAAAGAAGGACAAAUGCAAACAGGAACCUUUAACAACUUCUGGUAGAAAUGGGCAGAACGCUGUUGACCACCUAUCAAGAAACCUAGGGAAUUGUUCUGAAAGGGGAGACUUGAGAACAACAAUGACUGACCAAAACCUAAAUGUGACUCCAGAGAGACCUUGUGGGAACCCUAUCGUGAUUGACGAGGCACUUGAACGGAUUCUUCGCGAUGAUCCAACGAUGAGCGAGCUCAACUUCAACAACAUCGAAGACAUCUCUCAGGAGACCUUGCUGCGUAUCUCCGAAGCACUGAGUGCCAACACACAUGUACGUGUUUUAAGCCUUUCUAACACCCGAGCCAAUGACCGGGUUGCCUUCGCCGUCUCCAAGAUGCUCAGAGAAAACUGCUCCAUCACCAACCUCAACAUUGAGUCCAACUUUGUGUCUGGCCGGGGAAUCUUGGCGCUGUUAGCAUCGCUCCAACAAAACAGUACUCUGGUGGAGCUGCGCUUCCACAACCAGAGGCACAUCUGCGGGGGGCAGGUUGAGAUGGAGAUGGUUUGCCUCCUGAGGGACAACAGCACCCUCCUCAAGCUGGGCUACCAGUUUGAUCUGCCAGGCCCCAGGAUGACCGCCACCAGUAUUCUGACCCGCAACCAGGACCGACAGAGGCAGAGACGGCUGCAACAACAGAGGGAGAAAGGCCAUCCAGAAGCAACAGUCCAGCCCAAGGCCGAUGCCGGGACAAUAGGCCUAGUUUCUGGACCGCCUCCUUCAAACAAACCACCCUGGUUCUCUCCAAGACAUGUGAGGAAUAACCAGACCCCAAAUAACAUCCCUCCUCCACCUCCCCCACUCUCUGGCCUUCAGUCUGAGAGGAAUGCACCAACCAGGAAGAUUGCAGAGAUGAUCAAACAACAUGAAGGGAGUACAAAGGGUCAAUCAGGCCAAAAGAAACCCAAAUCCAAGAGGGGCAAAAAUGGGGCCAACAAGAAGUGCAGCUCUGACAUUUCCAAGGAGCUGAAGAAUGCCUUGAAGCCUUCUUCACGAAAGAAGAAAGACAACCCACCUCGGCCACCAGCAUCUCUGAGCUCUACCCGUGAUGAUCUGAUGGCGGCCAUUCGUGGUAGCAGCAUUAGAUCACUCAAAAGUGUAAGUAAGACAGACGCACAAACAUCCAAUCAUGAACCAAUGGCAAUCAAUCACGCUCAAGACGUGCCUCCGAGUGCUGGGUUUGAUGGCGUCCACCACCUCAGGAAGUACCUCUCGGCCUACUGA